Molecule: messenger RNA, 2262 nt
Organism: Saccharomyces mikatae IFO 1815
Lineage: Eukaryota; Fungi; Ascomycota; Saccharomycetes; Saccharomycetales; Saccharomycetaceae
Gene: EXO84
Product: exocyst subunit EXO84
Exons: 1
Coding region: 1-2262 (753 amino acids)
Biological process (GO): Golgi to plasma membrane transport; exocytosis; intracellular protein localization
Cellular component (GO): exocyst
Source: RefSeq, a predicted model, not a curated record
AUGGUAGAAUUUUCUUUGAAGAAGGCCAGAAACAAUUGGAAACAUGUAAAAAUGUCUGCGAGUUCUCCUGCAAAGCAAAAGGCUCCUCCAUCACCUGCUAAGCCCAAGCAAAAAAACAAAAAAAACCCUUAUAGUGAUCUCAAGGACUCUGCUACUAGCUAUACAUUACCAACCAUCAAUGCGAGGGAGAGAAAUCGGGUAGCUACUUCAAUGCAAAGAAGGCUAUCGAUUCAUAAUACAAAUUAUGCUCCCCCAACAUUAGAUUAUUCAAUGCCCCUACCUGAUAUGCCAAACAUGACAAUCCCAAAUGAUAAUAUGAAUAACAGUCAUAAUAAUAGCAGCUUUACUACAGAGAAUGAAUCGGCCAGUUCUACAGGCCUUUCCAACAACCUAAACGUUUCAAUUACUGAUGCCUCCCUAAAUGAGAGCUCCUAUGACAAGGUUCCUGCUAGAUCGGUCAUGAGAAGUACUAUAAUGCCUUCUAGCAGUAACGAUCUUUUCAGUAAUAGCAUGUCGCUAAGGAAAGUGUUGGCAAACCCACGUUUUAAUGCUAAAGAUUUUGUUCAUGACAAGUUAGGCAACGCGAGUGCUAUUACUAUUGACAAAUUUACGUCAAAUUUGACCGAUUUAUCCAUACAGGUUCAAGAAGAAGUAAAGUUGAACAUUAAUAAAUCAUAUAACGAAAUUAUGACGGUGAACAACGACCUAAAUAUUGCCAUGUUGGAGCUGAAAAGAGUUAGGACAAAUAUAAAUGACCUAAACGAGAUUCUGAAUCAAUACACAAAAAUAGCUGAAAAAAGGUUACAAUUACAAAAACAAAUAAAUAAGGAGAGGCAAGAUAAUUCCAAUAAAGCGGAAAGUCAUAUUGGCAGUCCAGCGUUGCUUCCUCCUUUAAAAGCAGGACAGAAUGAAAAUUUUACGAAAAGGGACAGAUCGAGCGUCUUUAUAUUGGAGAAAUUUUGGGAUACUGAACUAGACGAAUUAUUUAAAAAUGUCGAGGGUGCUCAGAAAUUUAUUAAUUCAACGAAAGGAAGGCAUAUUUUAAUGAAUAGUGUAAAUUGGAUUGAAUUGAACACUACCACUGGUAAACCUUUACAAAUGGUACAGAUUUUCAUUUUAAAUGAUUUGGUACUUAUCGCUGACAAAUCAAGAGAUAAACAGAAUGACUUCAUAGUAAGCCAAUGUUAUCCUUUAAAGGAUGUUACCGUCACAAGAGAAGAGUUUUCCAGUAAGAGGCUUAUUUUUAAGUUCAGCAAUUCGAAUUCAAGUUUGUACGAAUGUAGAGAGGCAGAUGAAUGCUCUAAGUUAUUGGAUGUGAUAAGAAAGGCCAAGGAUGAUCUAUGUGACAUUUUUCAUGUAGAAGAAGAGAACUCUAAACGUAUUAGAGAAUCUUUUAGAUAUUUACAGUCUACACAACAAACUCCAGGUAGAGAAAACAAUAGAAGCCCAAACAAAAAUAAAAGGCGGAGUAUGGGGGCUUCAAUCACCCCUGGCCGGAAUAUAACAGGCGCGAUGGAUCAAUAUCUUUUGCAGAACCUAACACUAUCAAUGCAUUCGAGACCAAGAUCAAGGGAUAUGAGCUCUACUGCUCAGAGGCUUAGAUUUCUAGAUGAUGGCGUGGAAGAGAUAGAUAUUGAAUUAGCUAGACUCAAAUUUGAAACUGCUGUAGAAACAUUAUUGGAUAUCGAAUCACAACUGGAGGAACUCUUCGAGAGAAUUUCUGAUGAAGAGUUAAUGUUACAUAAUCUCAUAUCUUUGAAAAUUGAACAAAGACGACAUGCCAUCUCCAGCAAAAUUUCUCAGAGUAUCUUGUCAUCAAAUGAAAUAUUGCAUUUGAAAACUGGUACUGAAAACAUGAUUAAGUUGGGAUUGCCUGAACAAGCCCUCGAUCUUUUCUUACAGAAUAGAUCCAAUUUUAUUCAAGAUCUAAUUUUACAAAUCGGGUCAGUGGACAACCCCACGAACUAUUUGACUCAGUUAGCUGUUAUUAGGUUUCAAACCAUCAAAAAAACGGUGGAAGACUUCCGGGAUAUCUUCAAGAUGCUUGGCGGUAAGAUUUCGUCCAUUCUAGUAGAUUGGUGUAGUGAAGAAGUGGAUAACCAUUUUAAAUUGAUAGAUAAGCAACUACUAAACGACGAAAUGCUAUCGCCAAGUUCUAUUAAGUCAUCCAGAAGGCAAAUAGAUGGAUUGAAAGCAGUUGGGCUGGAUUUUGUCUACAAAUUAGACGAAUUUAUCAAAAAGAACAGUGAUAAAAUCCGUUGA